ACAUUUUUUGGCAAAGAUUUUGGGGGUUCCUAAAUCUGAUGUACCUAGCAGGAAUGUAUGCGCGCUAUUGUCAAAAAUCUGGUAAGCGUUCUACCUGUGCAAUACGCUACUAUUUAAACCCUCCAUGUCAGGUGAACUGCGAGUUCAGGAAUUGAACUUCUAUUCUAAAGAGACAUCUGAUACCUGGAAACACCUUUCUGUGUGAUUUCGGUGGGUGGGAGGAAAGUGUAUCUUUUGACGUCUAGCUUCCUGUCUAGAGGCGGAGAAAGAGAAGGGCGGCCUGGGAGACUGAAGGUGAUAGAAUGAUGUCAGUCUGUCCACACCUCACCCCGCACACACAACUCAUGUAGAGAAGACACCGCGCUGAUCUGGAGAAGGAGCACAGCCUCCAACUGAUACAAAAUGUUUGAUGAAAGGCGCCGAUUCGAAGGGUUAAACCGCAGGAUAUCUCGCCUGUUUGAAUCCCCCAGGCUGUCGGCAGGCUCUUCCAGCAGCAAUGAAAAGUUCUCCAGCUCUGCAUCCCUCUCUACAGACUUUUAUGAUUCGGACCGACCUGUAAGCCUCAUUUCUACGGCAUCUUCCGGCUCCCUUCGCGAGGGCCGCGAUCUCUAUGAAAUUAUCAGACCGGCAGAAGAGGCGCCGUUGGGUAACGCUCCAUCUGGUCUGGCCAUGGAGCUAGUGUCUGGGGACACCCUGCACACCACUUUCCGGGACAUGCAAAGUGGAUUGAAAAAUUCUUACACUAUGAAUGGCAACAAUAAUGUUAACCGACGAAGCCACGGUUCUAGGUCUCUUUCUCCAUUUGGGACCAAAGUUAGUGGGAUUUCCAACAAACUGACCUAUGUAGAACGUGUGGUGCUGGAAAUAUGCGAGACCGAGAGGAUGUACGUUCAGGAUCUGCGCAGUAUUGUGGAGGAUUAUUUGGGAGGCAUCAUAGACAAACAGGAGCUGCCAAUGAAUCCAGAGCAAGUCAGCGCUCUCUUUGGAAAUAUUGAGGAUAUUUAUGAAUUGAACAGUGAACUCCUCCAGGACCUGGACAGUUGCAGAGAUGACCCCGUGGCUGUGGCCACCUGCUUUGUGGAAAAGAGCCAAGACUUUGAUAUUUACACCCAGUACUGUAAUAACUAUCCAAACUCUGUGGCUACCCUGACCGAAUGCAUGAGGAACAAAGUCUUGUCAAAAUUCUUCCGAGAGAAGCAGGAGUUACUGAAGCAGCCCCUUCCACUAGGAGCUUAUCUCCUAAAACCAGUCCAGAGGAUACUGAAGUACCAUCUCCUGCUACAGGAAAUUGCCAAGCAUUUUGAUGUGAAUAAAGAAGGGUAUGAAGUGGUGGAGGAGGCCAUCGAGACCAUGACUGGUGUGGCCUGGUACAUUAACGAUAUGAAGAGAAAGCAUGAACAUGCUGUGCGCCAGCAGGAAAUCCAGUCUCUGCUGCUGAACUGGAAAGGCAUGGAUCUUACCACGUAUGGCGAGCUGGUUCUAGAGGGCACAUUCCGCGUUCAGCGCGCCCGAAGUGAGAGGACGUUUUUCCUGUUUUACAAGGCCCUGCUGAUCACAAAAAAGCGCGGAGACCACUUUGUUUAUAAAACUCACAUCCCGUGUGCAAGUCUGAUGUUGAUUGAGAGUACAAGGGACUCGCUUUGCUUCACUUUAACACACUAUAAGAACAGCAAGCAGCAGCAUAAUGUGCAGGCCAAAACAGUGGAGGAGAAACGUAUCUGGACUCAUCACAUCAAGAAACUUAUCUUGGAGAAUCACCAUGCCAUCAUUCCACAGAAAGCCAAGGAAGCAAUUCUAGAGAUGGACGCAUAUCCUGGACGUUACAAAUACAGUCCGGAAAGAAUAAAGAAAACAAUGUCAGCAAUUGACCCCAUGGUGGCGCUGCGGACGGGGCGCAGACAGUCAGAUCCGAACCAUUCUAGAUACAUCCCGGGAAUUGUUAAGAAGGGAAGCGCACACACCGCAGAUAAAGGUCGCAGAAAGUCUGAGCCAACGAAGCAUAUUCUGAAGCACCUCGGUGAGAAAGUGGGCUUGAAGCACGCAGGUAGUGAUGGAGCACUACUGGAAUUUGAGGAUAUCCUUCAACCCAAUAAUGGCAGUCUAACACCCACCUAUGAACAACCGCAGACAGAGGGAGAUGAGGAGCGGCCUGCCAGCACAGAGCUGAGUAGAGGUUCAGGGGCAGAGCUCAGUGCUUCUGAAGAAGAGAAUGAGGAGGAAAUACAGUUGGGAGAUGAUGAGCAGAACAGAGAACAUGUGCAGCACGAGACAUCAAAAGGAUUCAAGAGGCAGAAUAGUCAAUCCUCCUCUGGGAACCCGGAAAAGAGACGGAGUGUGGAGGUAACUGCAUUUAGUGACGAAAUUUUGGAAGAAAUGGAAAAAGACCAUUCUGAAUCUGAAGAAGCUUAUGUUGCUCAUAUGAUCAACUCUUCUGAAAAUCCAUUAGACGCUCUUCUUGAACCUUCUAAAGAAACUGAGUCAGUAGAGGAAGAUAGGGAAACUGAUUCUGAUACCCAUGACCCUCUGGAUAAUGGGGUAACCGAGAAUGCAGAAGAUUCAAAAACAUUUAGUAGCGAGGAAGAUGAAGAAGAAGCAGCAGAGCAUGGGUCGACUAGCAUUCUCCCACCAUCUGUUUUAGAUCAAGCCAGUGUGAUUGCGGAGAGGUUUGUAAACAGCUUCUCUAGAAGGAGUAGCCUGGCUUUGGAGGAUGGUAAAGUCAUUGGUCCUACAACUCCCAAGCUAACAAGCAGGAGUAGCAGUUUAAUAAACCUGGAUUGUACAGAGAAGAUCCUCUAUCCUAAUGGGAACUCUGACUUUCCAGAAUCCUACAAAGAUGUCAAUGGCGAUGUUGAUGGGACAAACUCAGAGACUACGAUCAUUAAAGUUAAUUCUGUAGAAAAUGUGUUUGAGGAAAAAGAGAGAUCCACAUAUAAACGAAGAGAGUCCAUUCUCUCCUCCGAAGACAGGCAGCUCCUUGACAAGAUUAAAACUUAUUACGACAAGGCAGAACAUCAAGAUGCAUCUUUUAGUAUCAAGCGUAGAGAAAGUUUGAGUUACAUUCCUGCUGGGUUGGUUAGAAACUCUAUCUUUAAGCUCAAUAGUCUGCCAAGACUUGAUCAGGGUAAUUACGCUAGGGAAAGAAUGGGCAGCAGUUCCAGUAAUUCAAAUGUUGAAAUGAGCAAGCCGGUUUCAUGGGAGGAUACGUCCACCGUUACCAAUAAAAGGGACACUAAUGGGUUCACACACCAUACACAACCUCCAGGCCCAGCACGGAAGAACAGCUUUCCAGAACAACCUGUACCAGUUUCUGAUGAAGAAUUUCACUCCCCAAUAGAAAUGAUUAAAGUGUGGGAAGAAAUUGAAAAGCAGAGUAGCUGGAAUGAGAAUGCUACCUAUGAAGCAAGGAAAGACCCAAGAGAAACAUUAACCAGCCAUGGAGACCAGACCGAGAACGAUGUAGAAUCUAAUGAGCCUCUAAUAAUAGUGGAGGAGAGUGAUCUCAGUACUAUUACAGAGGAAUCCCAAAACACUACACCAGAGGGCAUAACCACUGAACACCUUACUGAGCCCACCUAUAAUAUGGGCUUCAGUGAUCAGGAAUACAAGACUCCAAUCAAGCUUCAUCCCUCAAUUUUGGAGUUUGCCGACUCUAUGGAAGAGGAUUUUGCAGAGAAAAUGAAGAAUAAAGUAUAUCAGCUGGCCAGACAGUACAGCCAAAGAAUUAAGUGCAAUAAGCCAGCUCCUCACAGACGUCUGAGGGACAUAGAGGAGGACAUUAGGAGGGGAAGCCUUUCAUCUGUACAGGAGGAAAAAACUGAAGAGAAAUGUAAACUGAAGCCUGCAUUGUCCCUUCCCACCUAUGACCACAUUGUACUGCAAGAGCACAGCCCGAAAACUCCCACAUCUGCUUCUUAUAGUGAAAAAUCCCCCAAACGUUUAUCAUUUACCUCAGAAAGCCCCCGGACUUCUUCCCCUGUAAGAUCUGACUGCAAAAGCCCCUUGAGUCCAGUAAAGACAGAGAAGUUUCACUGGCCUGAUGUCCGAGAGCUGAGAUCUAGGUAUGCCAGUACAUCGGGGAGCAGCAAAUCCCUUCCAGUGAACAGGAGCCUCUCUGUGCCUGACAAAAUGAUGGAGCAUCCAUCUGACACACAUAAAGAGGUGAUGAGCCAUUCAUGCAACAUGAAUAUGAAACACUCUAGCAGUGCGAAUGGUAUAGCUGAUGAAACCAAUGCUUUAGGCAAGGCAGCAGCUGAAGGUCCCAACGUAAAUGGAAAGCUCGAGUCCCUGAAGAACAGCAGGAACUCUGGGCAAACUACAGCUGAUUUUUACUACAUCAGUGCGGAAGCGCCUCUGGAAAACAACAAAAAAGUCAUAGUUCUGGAGAAGCUUCCAACCACCACUUCUUAUGAACUGGAAAAUGAUGACACCUACGUCCAUAUAAGAUCGCCUACCACACGGGAGAAAAUCUCACUCAAAGCAGUGGUUGAGCGUUGUAAGGCGUACCAGGAGUCUGACGAGUACAAGGCCAGGGAAGAACUUUCAAGGGGCAAUGGUUGUCUGGACUUUACCAUUGAACAGCCAAAACCAGAGGCGCGACCUGCAACAAGCAGCGACGCGGCCCAGAAAAGCAGAGUCAAAAAUCUAAGAGAGAAAUUCCAGAGUUCAACCACUACAAACCACUCGGAGCAUCCAUAGCAUUCUUUUUAUCGGACCAUAUUUUUUUUUUUUUAGAAGCGUUCAAAGAAGGCUUCCUUUGGGAAAGACUUGGUUUCAGCCAUGCUUGUCAGUGACCACUAAAAAAACGAUUUGCAUAGAUGGACUGUUAAACAUAUUUAUAUUCUGAACAGUGUUUUCCUGUAUAUAAUGUAUUUUAACUGUUCUUGGUAUACUAUGACUUGUGUAUAUUUGGUUUCAAUACAAGACUGUAGAUGAAUUCUCUGAAUAACUUUUAUACUUAUCACCUUUCUUAAUGAUGAAUGGAAAUUGUGGUGCACGUGUAUCGAUAUGUUCUUUAUGAAACCCCUAAUACUCUAUUUCCCCGCACAAUAUUCAUAAUAAGACAUAUCCACUGGCACACAGCCUAGAUCAGAACUACUAGACAUAACUCCAGUCUUUGGGGGGCCUCAUACAGAGGAUUGAGGCACACAGAGUCGUUUUACUUUGUGAAUUCAACUUUACAUUACUCAUAAUUUGUAUGUCGGUUCUAGAAAUCCUAAAACCAUGUAAGACUCAUCAAGUCCUUUAUUGACUAGGGUUGUGCAACAACAAUAAUCGAGGCUUGUGUUACCACUUACACUGACAAGUCUUGAAGAUAACAUAAACCUAGAUUUCUGUGUUAUUUAUUUGCCAUCUAUUUUAUUUUGUCAACCAUUGGAUACACCUGACUGUAAUUAUAUCUUUGUAUUGUACAUUCAAAUCAAUUUAUAAAGCUCUUUUGCUGAAAUAUA
This is a messenger RNA of Rana temporaria (common frog), 5447 nucleotides long. RefSeq names its product pleckstrin homology and RhoGEF domain containing G3 (gene PLEKHG3). The record is from RefSeq and is a predicted model, not a curated record. The transcript has 19 exons. The coding region runs from base 403 to 4695 and encodes 1430 amino acids. Lineage: Eukaryota; Metazoa; Chordata; Amphibia; Anura; Ranidae. Gene Ontology annotation, molecular function: guanyl-nucleotide exchange factor activity.